CGUUUACCUGCCUCUCCAGUUUUGUAGCGACCGCGAAUUUGUGCAGCAACGUUGCGCGGACAUUUCGAAUUGUGUCGGAUUGGUGAGAUUUUAUGUGAUCUGAGACGCGUUCGUGGAUUUGCUCAGUAUAUAGAAGAAUUAAUUAUGAAAUGAUUUGUUGCAAGUUUUUGAAAGUGAAGUAUAAGCAUUAAAUUUGAAGUGUAAAGAAAACUAAAAAUCGCGCAGUAAUUCUAGAUUUUUUAAUACGAAAAGCUUCUCAAAGAUUUGGCUUUAGAAACGUGCCGGCUUUUCUGAUAAUAUUAUUAACAAUCGUAUGGCGAUUGUCGUGCCACAAAAAGGUGCACAAAAUUCAGCUCAAAGUGCAACAAAGUGUAAACAAAAACAAAAUGUGUGAACGUUAUACGCGUAUUGCAUUUCGCUUUGCCACUCACAACUUACACAAAUAAAAAGUAAUGCUUAUAAAAAAAGGGGAAAAAAUUAGAUAAAAUCAAUUGCAAAAUUAGCAAUUUUUUGAAAGUUAAAAAAAUUUUGUGGAAAGGAAUUGUGUCUGCUUGAAGUGUAAGUCGUCUAGCAGUGUUGCAGCGUUGUUGAGCAGCGUGCCAACUGGUGUACAUAAAUACAUACAAGUUCAUAUGCGAGUAUGCAAUGCAAAUAUCGUGCAACAAAUACGAUUGAGAAAAAAGCUAAGCAAAACAAAAAACCAAAAAUAUUAGCUCCCACAAACCACAAAUUUAAGCAAUUGGCGUGGAUUUUCGUCGUCGCAACACAUAAAAACAACAUAAAUGAUUUUGAAAUUGCUCGACCGCUGAUAUCCGUCGUCCAUUUGGUUACUGGCUUCCUGUCACCGCCAUUAUAUCGCUGCUGACGCGAGAGUGUUAAGUGCAAAAAAGUGUUAAUUUCAAUAACAAAGCGAGAAAAAAUUUUUAGCGAAAAAAGAGAAAAAAUAAUCAAAAACCCUUUGCUCAGUGCGCAGUGCAAAAAGGUGAAAAAAAAUGCUGACGGACGACGCCAUACCCUCAUCAACAUAAAUUACUCAAGGUGCAUGUAUGUAUGCAUGUAUGUAUGUAUGUAAAAGCAUAAGUGCAAAAUAGUUGCAUACAAAUAUUAACGUGCAAGUGUUUGUCAAGUGUUCUAUGCGCCUGUAUGUAUCUAUGUAUGUGUAUUGAGUUCGAAUCAUCAUCAUCGUCAUCAUGCUCAUUGCAGCAGUGAAGAUCGCUGAGCUACAACGGACAGCAGGAAUAAAAUGAAACCAAUUGCCAGAACUUAUCGCGUUCGGUACACUAAUGGCUGCAAGUUUGCGAAUUCCACAGCGCAUAGAAACAGAACGACAACAAAAACUAACGAGAACUAAAACACAACCAACGCAAAUAAAAAAUAUAAAUCAACAAAGAAAAGCAGCGACUAAGUGUUUGCAACAAAAUCGAAUUCCAGAAGGUGCAAGCAACAUUCAAAAGCGAGCAAUAUUCCGUAGAAGGGCCAUCAGCGCGCUGCGGACAAACAACGAACAAAAAAGGAAACAACAACAACUACUAGUACUACUAGAUCAACAGCAGCGACGUGCAAAGAACUGCCGUGGGUUGGUAGUCUUCCACGUCGCAGCCACAUUAUGACGCGUUGCAGGAACACAAAAUAUUUGCCUGCAGACGUUGAGAAGAAAGAAGACGUCCGACAACGACGACGACGGCUACAACAAGCAGACAACGUCGUCGAACUGGUCACGGCCACAGACGAUGUGAAUACGAGCGCUUAUGCGCGCACUUACAGCAUGACAAAUCAGCCAAAUUGUAGCGAUAUCUUCAUUUCUGUAACUGCCACAAAUGCCGGCUCAGACACCGUCGGCACAAACACAACCAUCAUAGCCAACAGAAAUAAGCGUAUACGAAACAGGCAUUUGUACAGAGGAGUAGCGGAAGCAACAGCAACUACAGCAGCAAUACGUAUAUCAAAGUGCGCCGCCGCCGCUGCCGUCACCGUUGCCACCGCAAAAGUGUUUACAUUAGCGCCAACCCUCCACCGCAGCGCCGCCACCACUCCUGUACGCGCCGCUCAAGUCAACGCAGCGAAAGUAAGCAAAGUGCAACUAGAAGACUGUAAAAGAACGCCACAAAACGCCGCUAAUGCGCGACAGCUUGCAAAGUACGCAGCAGCGUCACCUCAACGCCGUCAACAUAAUUUAGUCUUAAGCAGUGCCGUUUGGCCACUCAUCACUUGUUGCUUCGCAUUUGCGUUGUACGCAUUGCCAUUGCCAUGUCACAGCCAGCCACAGCAGUCAUUGAGCGCCGCGUAUGGUACUAUGUUCGGUCCGAGUGUGGUCGGCGGACCCAUUGCUCAUUACAGCGUGCUCGCCUUUCCACGGCGCCGCUCGUCGGCGGGCGGCGAUAGCGCAAGCGGCCUAAUGCAGUCGCGCGCUGUCGAUACGAGCGCACAAUUUGAGGUGUUAGAAGGACAGCCGCGCGGCACAGUAGUUGGCUUUAUACCCACCAAACCCGAUUUUACAUAUCGCUUUAAUGAGCCACCUCGUGAAUUUGCGCUCGAUCAGGUUACGGGUGAGAUUAAAACAAAUGUGGUGCUGGAUCGUGAAGGUAUACGCGAUCGCUACGAUUUAGUGGUGCUCUCCUCACAGCCCACCUAUCCCAUUGAGGUGCGCAUCAUUGUGCUGGAUGUGAACGAUAAUGCGCCACAGUUUCCCGAACCGAGCAUAGCAGUAUCGUUUUCUGAGAGUGCGGCUACCGGCACGCGCCUGCUACUGGAUGCGGCCACUGAUAGCGAUAUUGGCGAGAAUAGUGUGACGGACGACUAUCACAUUGUGGAUGGUAAUAUGGAGGAUAAAUUCCGCUUGGCUGUGACAACGAAUCCAAGUGGUGAUGUCAGCUACCUUCAUUUGGAGACUACGGGUAACUUAGAUCGGGAAACGCGCGGUUUCUACCAGCUUAACAUUUCAGCGCGUGAUGGUGGUGAGCCACCGCAAUACGGAUACCUGCUGGUAAAUGUUACCAUUGUCGAUGUGAACGAUAAUCCACCGAUCUUUGAUCACUCCGAUUAUAUCGUCUCGCUGAAUGAAUCUGUGCCGCCGGGCACGCCUGUGCUUCAGGUUAUGGCAUCGGACAAUGAUCUGGGUGACAAUGCCAAAAUCACCUACUACCUAGCUGACACUGAGCAACAGUUUUCUGUUGAUCCCGAGAGCGGUAUCAUAUCCACCACCGAACUACUUAGCUGUCCACAACAGAAUUGCCAGAACUUCGCACGCCCCGGCGCUGGUUGUCCGAAGAGCUGUGUCUUUACGGUAUUCGCGCGCGAUCACGGCUCUCCGCGGCAAGACGGACGUACCUAUGUUACGGUGAACCUCCUGGACACCAAUGACCAUGACCCUGUAAUACGAUUUCAAUAUUUUCCGCCAACUGGCACAUACGCGACUGUGGAUGAGAAUGCGGUGAACGGCAGUGUUGUUGCUGCCGUUUCUGUAGUGGACAUGGAUGAGGGCCUAAAUGGCGAUACGAGCUUGCGUAUCAUAACGGGCAAUGAGUUGGGGCAUUUUCGCCUGGAGAAGACACCGUCCUUCGAUAUUGUGCGCGUUAAUGGUGUGUUGGAUCGCGAGGAAAUUGGCAAGUACAAUUUGACAGUUGUCGCCAUCGAUAAAGGUACACCAUCGCGUACGGCGACCGCGCACCUAAUUAUCCAUGUCAACGAUGUGAACGAUCAUGAACCAGUGUUCGAGAAGAGCGAGUAUUCGGCGGUGCUGAGUGAAUUGGCACCGGCAGGCACGUACGUUGCCUCCAUUACCGCCACCGACGAGGACACCGGCGUAAAUGCAUUGAUUUCAUACGAUUUCGUUUCGGGUAAUAAUAAACAAUGGUUUGUUAUUGAUACAGCGUCCGGUUUGAUAACAACGCAGGCAGCAUUGGAUCGCGAAGUGCAAGACAGCGUGGAAUUGAGCAUAUCCGCACGUGAUGGCGGCCCAAAUCCGAAGUGGGCGUACACACAACUCAAGGUGACCAUACUGGAUGAAAACGAUGAGGCACCACAAUUCUCGCAGCACCAAAUCAACGUUACACUCAGCGAGAAUACGCCGGCACAGACAUUGGUCGCCAUGCUAACGGCAGCCGAUCACGAUCAAGGCACUAACGGCUCGGUGACAUACACACUGGCGGGCAGUGUGGAGCGCAAGUAUCCGAAACAAUUUGCGCUCGACUCGCUCACUGGCCAAUUAACGACGCGCAGUGCACUUGAUCGUGAGACAAUUGCGCAUUAUGAGAUUUUUGUGAUCGCACGCGAUCAGGGUGCACCACCACAAUCGGCCACAGCUACUGUUUAUCUGAACGUUGAGGAUGUCAACGACAACAGCCCAACGUUCUAUCCGAGUCAUUAUUUUUAUGCGUUGCCUGACGAUGCGGGCGACAACAACGACAACAACGACAACAGCGACAACAACCAACCACUAUUGAAAGUCACUGCCAGUGAUCGUGAUGCGGGCGAUAAUGCCUUAAUUACCUACCAACUGGAGUCAGGUGGCGAUGGGCAUUUCGUCGUCGAUACAUGGAGUGGUGCGAUAACGUUGCGCACCGCUGCCGCCGCCGCCGCCAGCAGCGAUAUACGCCACUCACCAAAGGCAUUGUAUAAGUUGAAGAUUUCGGCAAAGGAUCGCGGCGAACGUCUAAGCGAACAAGAUGCAUUGGUUGAGAUUGUAUUGCAAUCCAAAAUGGAGUUGCUCGAGUUCGAGUCAUACGGCAGUUAUGAGUUUCAAAUUGUGGAAGAUCAUGAGCAACAACCGCCAGUGGUGGGUCGCGAGGUGGGUCGGGUGCAGGUGAAGUCACAUGCUGGCAAAUUGACACUGCCACCCAACAUCGAGUACGCGAUUGUGUAUGGCGAUGCGGAUGAGAACUUUGAGGUGGAUCGUCGCACUGGUCGCAUUCGCACGGCGCGCCGCAUUAAUCGUGAAGCGGUGGCGCAGUAUCAGCUCACUGUGAUGGCGCGCACUGGCUUGGCCUAUGGCAAAUGCAUUGUGAACAUUGCGAUCGCUGAUUUGAACGAUAAUGCGCCGAUCUUUGCACAAGAUCGUGACGGUGAGAUACAGUUGGCCGAGAACGCAGCUGUCGGUCAAGAGGUUUACUUGUCACGCGCACGUGAUCGCGAUUCAGGCAUGAAUAGCCAUGUCACCUACACGCUCACCUACAAUCCCGACGAACAGUUUCGCAUCAGCGAAGCGACUGGCGUACUGCAAUUGCAGCGUCCGCUGCGCGCAGCACCCGGUACAUUACUGCAUGUGGAGUUGAUGGCCGCUGAUGGUGGUACGCCGCCCUUGUCAACGCGACACACCAUCGACGUGCUCAUCGCCGAUGUCAACGAUCAUACACCUGUGUUCGAUCACACAUCGUACGAGACAUCGUUGCGCGAAUCGACUAAGGUGAAUGCGCGCUUCUUUGCGCUAGCUGCCAGCGAUGCGGAUCUUGGCGCAAAUGGGCGGAUAUCAUACGACAUAAUCGAGGGCAAUACAGAGCGGAAGUUCGGCGUCUUUCCCGAUGGUUAUUUGUUUGUGCGCGCGCAGUUGGAUCGGGAGGAGCGCGACUAUUACGCGCUGACGGUAGCAUGCCACGACAGCGGUAUGCCAGCGCGUUCUUCUGUGGUACCGGUAAUCAUACAUGUCAUCGACGAGAACGAUAAUGCGCCGCAAUUCACAAAUAAUACCUUCACCUUUAGCAUCGCAGAGAAUGAGCCAGCCGAUUCGUUUGUCGGCAAGCUGACGGCAACGGAUCGUGAUAUUGGACGCAACGCAGAAUUGAUUUAUACGCUGGCAUCGCAGGAGCAGGACUUCAGCAUCGACAUGCGUAAUGGUUUCAUCAAAACGCUACAUCCAUUCGAUCGCGAGGAGCUUGUGCAACGACGUAGCAGCGCCAGCGUGGGUGGACAAGCGAAUGGGCAGUCGGCUGGCGGUGUAGUGGGUGUAGGCGAUGGUAUUAACAAUGGCAAUAACUACAUACAGCUGGAGGCCAUCGUCUCAGACAAUGGAGUGCAGCGCUUGCACGACAAGGUCAAGGUGAAGAUAAUCAUUACAGAUGUCAAUGACAAUGCGCCGCAGUUUGUGCGCGCUCCCUACCGCGUGCAGAUUUCCGAAGGCGCUGGCAUUGGCACGCAAGUGAUGCGCGUCUAUUCGGUGGAUGCGGAUGAGGGACUCAAUGGCGAUGUCUACUACUCACUUGUUGCCGGCAAUGAGGAGGAACGUUUUGCCAUGGAUGAUGCAACAGGACAGCUAUCAUUGGCGCGUUUGCUUGAUCGCGAACAGCAGUCUUCAUAUAAGCUGGCAGUGGUAGCUCGUGAUGCAGCAUUGAACGGGCAGUUGAGCGCAAGUACCACCAUUACAGUGGAGGUGUUGGAUGAGAACGAUGUGGCGCCCGCAUUCGCGCAGACAGCGAGCGAAGUGUCUGUAUUGGAGACGAGCGGCAUCGGCACGGAGCUGAUGCGUUUCCGUGCAACGGACUCAGAUUUGGGCGUCAAUAGCCAGGUUACCUAUAGCAUAACGGCUGGCAACCGUAAGGAUACUUUCCACAUCGAUGCUAUAUCGGGAAGCUUGUACUUGCACAAGCCACUUGACUAUGAAGAUACUACGGUAUACAAUCUGAAUAUAACAGCUGCUGAUGGCGGUACGCCGCGUCUAGCGAACACCAUCGUCUUCACCGUAAACGUUGUGGAUGAGAAUGACAAUCCACCCAGUUUCCCAAACACAGCCAUUGUACGGCAAAUUAAGGAAGGUAUUGCCAUUAAAACACCUAUUGUUACCAUAACCGCCGAAGAUCCGGACUCAGGCUUGAAUGGCAAAGUUACCUACGCGAUUACGAAGCAAGACCCCGAGCAGCCGGGUGGCCGACACUUUGGCAUCAACAACAUGACCGGCGUCAUACAUACGCUGCGUGAAAUCGAUCGCGAAACCAUCGACACGUUCCGUCUCACAGUCGUCGCCACCGAUCAGGCAGAAAAGCCUGAACCACAACUAUCCGCUGAAAAACUUGUGACCGUCAUCGUUGAGGACAUUAACGACAAUGCACCCACAUUUGUGUCCAUGAAUGCGGCCAUAUUGCCAAUGCAGGCGGCGGCCGCCCAAAGUCAUCACUACCGUGACGGUGUGCCAGUGAUGCAUGUGCUAGCGCGUGAUGCCGAUUCGUCCAGCAAUGGACUGGUCACCUACGAAAUGGUAAGCGGCAAUAUGGAACUCUUCAAAUUGCAUCGCAAUACGGGUGCGAUAACAUUGCGCAAAGUGAUCGACCAGCCGGAGGUGCGUUAUCAGUUGGCUUUGAAGGCAACCGAUGAAGCGGUGCAGAGCGAACGUAAAAGCACCGAUGCGUACAUAACGAUUAUUACAGCGGGCACGGCGUCGGGACCCGCAUUCGAUCAGCGCGAACAAAGCGGCUCAGUGUACGAAAAUGAGCCGACCGGUACGAGUAUUUUGACUGUGAGUGCACGCUUGAAUGGCGCCGAAAUCGAGUACUACGUGACGAAUGUGACUGCAAUCGGUGUGAGUGCGAGUGCAGGUGCGGGUGUGCAGCAAGUCGACCGCCUAUUUGACAUUGACACAAAACUUGGCAUAUUGUCGACAGCAAAGGAGUUGGAUCGCGAAGCCGGACCGGACACCUACGAAGUGGAAGUGUAUGCGAUUGCAUUGGGCGGAGCGCCGCGAACAGCGAGUACAAAGGUCACCGUCAAAGUGCUGGACAAAAACGAUAGUCCGCCUGUGUUUCGUGACACUCCGCUCGUUUUUAAUGUCAGCGAAGAUUCAAGCGCCGGCCAUCAUGUUGCUACAAUACGCGCCACUGAUCCCGACACUCUGGGCUCGCUCACCUUCAGCUUGAUUGGCGGUGGUGAUGAUAAGUUUCUGCUGGAACCUGAGACGGGUCGGUUGCGCUUGAAAGAUGCACUCGAUCGUGAGUUGAAGGAUAAAUAUGUGCUGGAGUUGCGUGUAGCUGAUGGAGUGCAAAGCACCGAUACGACAGCGGAAAUUUUGGUCACCGACACCAAUGAUAAUCCGCCGAUUUUCGAUGAACCCGUUUACUCCUUUGACAUACCCGAAAACGCCCCACGUGGCUAUCAAGUUGGUAUUAUUGCCGCCACCGAUCCGGAUUUGGGCGAUAAUGCGCUCGUUUCGUACACCGUCAUUUCGGAUUGGGCCAAUGAUGUAUUUAGUUUGAAUCCGCAAACGGGCGUUUUCACUCUGACAGCACGUUUGGAUUAUGAAGAGGUACAACAUUACAUACUUGUGGUGCAAGCGCAGGAUAAUGGCCAACCCAGUCUCUCGACCACAUUGACUGUUUACUGCAAUGUAUUGGAUUUGAAUGAUAAUGCACCCAUAUUCGAUCCGAUGAGUUAUUCGAAUGAGAUAUACGAGAAUGUAUCGAUUGGUACACCGAUUGUAACGGUCACAGCAACCGACAUCGACUCAGGCGAUAACGGGCGCAUCGAGUACGCGAUUACGUCGGGCGAUGAUAAUAACGACUUUGAAAUUGCUGCCAACGGUACGAUACGUACACGCCGUGAACUUGAUCGAGAAACGAAAAGUUCAUAUAAUUUAAUUGUAACCGCAAGAGAUUGUGCCAAAGAAUUUCCAACAACAACAACAACAACAACUGCACAAGUAACACACAACGAAGGCGCCGAUCAACAGCAGCAGCAGCAGCAGCAGCAGCAUCUUCAACAUCACCACCACCAGCAGCUGCAGCGACGUCAACGCCAAUACCGACAGCAACAAUAUGUGGAGCAACAACCGCAACAACGUCUAUCAUCAACAGUGCAGGUCACCAUCACCUUGAAGGAUGUUAACGACGAAGUGCCCACCUUCAGCUCGCCAAAUGAGACAUCUAUUUUGGAAAACAUCGCACCCAAUACUGUAGUUAUGGUCGUCAAGGCCAUAGAUCGCGAUGAAGGCCGCAAUGGCUACAUCGAAUAUCUGCUCGAAGGCGGCGCUACUGGCACCCAUUCCGACUACGGCGACGAAGAUAGUCUUCCCUUCACGCUAGGCUCAGUGGAUGGCUUGCUCCGCGUCGCCAGCCGCUUGGAUCGUGAACUGCGUGCUAAUUACUUGCUAAAUAUUACCGCGCGUGAUCGCGGUGAGCCACCGCAAUCCACACAAACUCAAAUCACCGUACGCAUAUUGGACGAGAACGACAAUAGCCCCAUAUUCGACCCAAAACAGUACUCCGCCUCGGUGCCAGAAAAUGCCAGCAUUGGCGCAAUGGUACUACAAGUCGCUGCAACCGAUAUAGAUGAGGGCGCCAAUGGACGUGUACGCUUCUCGAUUGCCGCCGGCGAUGAUAAUCGCGACUUUAGCAUAAGCGAAGAUUUGGGCAUGGUGCGCGUGGCGAAGAAUUUGAAUUAUGAGCGCAAAUCGCGUUAUGUGCUGACAGUGCGCGCUGAAGAUUGUGCCGCUGAUGCAAAGGUCGCAGCAACACACCUGCAGGUGGGCAAAGUGGGCGCAGUGAGCGGCACGGCUGUUGCUGGUGGUGGCAGCGGUGGUGGCGGCAGUGCUGGCAUUAGUAUUGGUGGCGGCGGCGGUGGCGCAGGCGCAAAUGCGGGCGCUUCUAAACAUGCUGUGGAGCAGCGUGAGACGCGCUACGAUACCGCCGAACUGGCAAUCAUCAUCAUGGACAUCAAUGACAAUCCGCCAACAUUUCUGCACUCCCCCUAUCUAGCCUAUGUAAUGGAGAAUGUAAUACCGCCUAAUGGCGGCUAUGUGCUGACAGUGGAGGCCUACGAUGCUGAUACGCCGCCAUUUAACUCGCAAGUGCGCUACUUUCUGAAGGAAGGCGAUACAGAUCUAUUUCGCAUAAAUGCAUCGACAGGCGAAAUAUCGCUGCUGCGGGCGCUCGAUCGUGAGGCAAAGGCUGAAUACACGCUAACGCUGGUCGCCAUGGACACAGGUUCUCCACCGCUUACCGGCACCGGCAUCGUACGCGUCAUUGUGCAAGACAUGAACGAUCAUAGUCCAGAAUUCGCGCGUCCCUUCUAUCUGGCUAGCGUGCAGGAGAAUCUUUCCGCCGGCACCAAAGUACUGCAACCCGUCGCCACGGACAAGGACAGCGGCGCUAAUGCAAAGUUACGCUUCACGCUGCUUGGCGAGAAAAUCGACAAAUUCCAUAUCAACGCGGAGACGGGCGAAAUUACAACUGCUGCCGUGCUCGAUCGCGAGGAAUCCGCCAUCUACUAUCUGACGCUGAUGGCGCAAGACAGCUCGGCGACGGAGCCACGCGCUAGCGCAGUCAAUCUCACCAUCACCGUGCUCGAUGUCAACGACAAUACGCCCACCUUCAAUGCGGCCAGCUUCAAUGUCAAUGUGCCCGACGGCAUAAGCGCUAACGAAUUUGUAUUUGGCGCACGCGCAACGGAUCUGGAUGAUGGCGCAAAUGCGCUUAUCACUUACAAUAUCAGCGGCAAGGAUAUCGAUAAGUUCUCGAUUGACUCGCAGAGUGGUGUGAUCAAGGCUAAGACACCAUUGGGUGCGCGCGAGAAUACAAGUUUCGAUACAAUCUACAGCAUUGUAGUGUAUGCUAUAGAUCAGGGCACUGAACCGCGUUCCUCCAGCGCCGAUCUUACUGUACUGUUGCGGCCAACCGCGCUCUUUCCGAAUUUCGCUAACACGCCGAAUAGGCAAUUUAUGCUGUCGGAAGAUGUGCCCGAGGGCAAGGUUAUUACAACUAUCAUGGCAAGCUCACCGAAGAAAGGCGCUGCGGGCAAUAUCAAGUAUGCCAUUGCAGGUGGCAACAUCGGCAAUUCCGUACAUAUUGACGCCAGCACCGGAGUGGUGAAGGUUGCCAAAGAUGGGUUGGACUACGAAACGGCGCACACUUAUGAAGUGUGGAUCGAAGCAUCGGACUCUGAUCAGCCACACCUACGGAGCGUUGUGUUGCUCACCAUCAAUGUGACCGAUGCAAAUGACAAUGCGCCCGUCCUAGAUAAGUUGACUUACUACGCUGAAAUACUUGAAGAAGAGCCACCACCGCAAUUCAUUGUAAAAGUCCAUGGCACCGAUCGUGAUGCGGGCGAUAAUGGUGAAUUAUCCUAUCGGCUAGCUGACGACUUUGAGGGUACAUUCGAAAUUGAUUCCGACUCUGGUGAGAUAUACACCACAAUGCGUUUGGAUCGCGAGGAAAUUAGCGCGUACGAGCUGCUCGUCGAAGCAGUAGAUCAAGGCAUGCCACAAUUCACGGGCGCUGCGAGCGUACAAGUCAACUUGUUGGACAAAAACGACAAUCCACCGAAGUUUACGCGCCUCUUUUCUGUAAACGUUACAGAAAAUGCAAAUGUUGGCAGCUUUGUAAUACAAGUGACCUCCUCAGAUUUGGACAUUGGCGCAAAUGCAAAUGCCACCUACAGCUUUACUGAAAAUCCAGGCAAAAAGUUCAAAAUCGAUGCCAUAAGCGGUAAUGUCACAGUCGCUGGCUACCUCGAUCGCGAGCAACAAGACGAAUAUCUGCUGAAGAUUGUCGCAUCGGAUGGCGCGUGGCGCUCCGAGACGCCCAUCACCAUAACCGUGCAGGAUCAGAAUGAUAAUGCGCCCGAGUUUGAACAUAGCUACUACAGUUUCAACUUUCCCGAACUACAGCGUGCUGUCGCCUUUGUAGGGCAAGUUAUUGCCACCGAUCGUGACAAGCAAGGCCCCAAUUCGGUUAUUUCAUACUCGCUGCAGCAUCCCUCCGACUUGUUCACCAUCGAUCCGGCCACCGGUGAGAUCUUCAGCAAGCGCAAGAUGAAAUACAAGCAUUCGCAGCUGGAAUCCUCACCAGAAAAUAUGUAUUCGAUGAUCGUGCUGGCCACAGAUAAUGGCAAGCCGCCUUUAAACUCGGAAUGCUUGGUGAAUAUCAACAUCGUCGAUGCUAAUAAUAAUCCACCGAAAUUCGAAAAGGCUACCUACAUUGCGCCAGUGCCGGAGAAAGCUACGAGCGGACAGCGUGUACUCAAGGUGCAUGCUGUGGACGCGCUCGACUAUGGUGUAAAUGCGGAGAUCGACUAUACACUGCUGCAAGGCAAUGGCACCGCUUACUUCACCAUCAGCAAGCACGAUGGUUGGAUAGCGGUAUCAAAGCCACUUGGUGUGAAAGCGGAUACGGUAUUUUUAGUGACUGUACGCGCUACCGAUCGCGGCGUGCCACCACUUGCAGACGAAACACGUGCUACCAUCGUGGUGACGGGCGAAAAUAUGUACACACCUGAGUUUACAGCACUCAGUUAUCAAGUUAUAGUACCCGAGAAUGAACCAGUUGGCACAACUCUAAUUAGCGUUACCGCUUCGGACAAAGAUGGGGGUCCAAACGGCAUGCUGAGAUAUUACUUCUCCGGUGGCAAUGAGCGCAAAGAGUUUAUGGUGCAUAAAGAUACAGGCGCUGUCACUAUUCUGCAGCCCCUGGACUACGAUUUGAUACAAGUCUAUCACCUCAAUAUAACCGUUGAAGACUUAGCUUAUAAACCAAAAAAGGCUAUUUGUAUGUUGACCGUAAUAUUGACGGACAUCAAUGACAACCCACCGCUAUUCAAUCAAUCCGAAUACCAUGCUCUCAUACCAGAAAAUCGUCCGCCGAAUACGUUUGUCUUUAAAGCGCAUGCGACCGACAAAGACUCUCCGAAGAACGCCAUCAUACGCUAUUCCAUCACUAGCGGCACAGGCAAAAACCUCUUCAAGAUCAAUUCGAGCACUGGCGAGAUCAUAUCCAGCGUAACAUUCGAUUACGAAGAACGCCGUGAUUACAAUUUGCAAAUAAUGGCCGCCAAUCCAGAUUCGCAAAUGCAGAGCACCGCUAUGGUCAUCGUACACAUUACAGGCAUCAACGAAUACUAUCCACAGUUUGUGCAGCCCGUCUUCCACUUUGAUGUAUCCGAGUCGGCGGAGGUCGGCACUUCUGUGGGCUCUAUACAGGCCACCGAUAAGGAUGCAGGCGAAGAUGGCAAAGUCUACUACCUGCUGGUGGGCUCCAGCAAUGAUAGAGGUUUCUCCAUCAAUACCCUGACUGGCAUUAUGUAUGUGUCGCGGCAUCUCGACCGCGAAACCCAAAGUCGCGUUGUGCUCACCGUAAUGGCAAAGAAUUAUGGCGGUAUACGCGGUAAUGACACCGAUGAGGCACAGGUAAUCAUCUCCAUACAGGAUGGCAAUGAUCCGCCUGAGUUCCUUAAAACGCUAUACACGACACGCAUUUCGGAGGCAGCUCCAGUCGGCACGAAGGUUACCAGCGUCAAGGCAGUGGACAAAGAUGUGCGUCCGCAGAAUAAUCAGUUCAGCUACUCGAUUAUUAAUGGCAACUUAAACCAGACAUUUAAGGUUGAUCCGCAAAGUGGCGAUAUUGAGACGGCGCGCGCUUUGGACCGGGAAACGGUGCCGGUAUUCAGUUUGAUUUUGGGCGCGAUCGAUACAGGCGUGCCCCCACAAACUGGCACCACAACAGUUAAAAUUGAAUUGGAGGACGUGAACGAUAACGGUCCGACCUUUGCGCCAAACGGAUUGGUUGGUUACAUAUCGGAAAAUGAGCCGGCGGAUACCUCUAUAAUGACGCUGACUGCUACAGAUCCUGAUUUGCCACCAAAUGGUGGACCCUUCACGUACUACCUCGUGGGUGGUAAACACAAAUCCUAUCUUACUAUUGACAAGCACUCAGGUUUGGUGAAAUCUACAAAAACUUACGACCGCGAGGUGACACCCACCCUGGAAGCGGCCAUAGAGGUUGAGGACAACGGUGAACCGCGCCAGCGCGCACAGCAUGUACUCACCAUAAAGGUUCUCGAUCAAAACGAUAGUCCAUCUACGCCGCGCAUGGCGCACGUGCUACUCAAUACCUACAACGAUGAAAUACCAAUCGGCAAAAUAGCUGAUGUACAUCCAAAUGAUCCAGACAUCACUGGCGAUUAUAAAUGUAAAAUCACCACAAAUUCGCAGUCUAGUCCACCCGGAAUAUUGGUGAUACCAAGCGCAUGCGACUUGCACACCACCUAUCAGACGACCGUCAAUGGCUACUCGUACACCAUCUCGGGCAGUGACGGUAAACAUAGCAGUGUUGUGUCCACCGUAACGGUGAGCUUCCAAAGCUUCGAUGCCGAUGCAGUAGCGCAAUCCGUUGCGGUUCUGGUGCGCGAAAUGACAGCCGAGCACUUCUUAGCCAUGCACUACCGCAACUUUGUGGAACUUCUGAAGUCAGCUUUCGAACCCAGCGACGAACUCAAAUUGUACAGCAUACGCAACGCUGGCGAAAAACACACCAGUAACGUCGAACUCAUUUUGGCGGUACGUGCCGCAAAUCUCUCCUACCGCACGCCACGCUAUAUCGUCGAGCGUUUGAUAAAGAAGCGUGAGUCCAUCGAACGUUUGGUGCAAACAACCGGGAGCGUGUUAAUCGGCUAUAGCCCUUGCACCUCAGCAUCGACGGGUGCCUGCGAAAAUGGCGGUAUGUGCACUGCUGAAAUUCAUGUGCAUGAAGGCACACAUACGCUGAAUAUAAUCGACAGUCCAUCGUUGAUCUUCAGUGGGCCACGUGUUUCGCACGACUACAGCUGCAAAUGUCCAGAUGGCUUUACAGGAAUGCAAUGUGACAAACAACAGGAUCCGUGUGCGCCAAAUCCGUGCGAGGCGAAUGCACAGUGUCGCCGCGUUGGCUAUGACUUUCAGUGUAUAUGUCCACCGAACCGCGAGGGCAAGCAAUGCCAGCAGGAGCGUGGUGAUGUAUGCUCCAGCAAUCCUUGUCGCAAUGGUGGCUCUUGCAGGCACAGCCCCGACGGCGCUUCUUUCUUUUGCCUCUGCAGACCGGGCUAUCGUGGAAAUCAAUGCGAGCAUGUGUCCGAUUCGUGUCGUCCCAACCCAUGUUUGCAUGGUGGGCAGUGUGUCAGCUUGAAGCCGGGCUACAAGUGCAGUUGUGUGGAUGGACGCUAUGGACGGCAGUGCGAGCGUGCUACGUUUGGUUUUCAGGAGCUGUCCUACAUGGCUUUUCCAGCAUUGGAUGCUGCGACUAACGAUAUUUCCAUCAUCUUUGCCACCACUAAACCAGAUGGCUUGCUGCUCUACAACUAUGGCAUACAAACUGGUGGACGAUCUGACUUUGUAGCAAUUGAGGUGGUGAAAGGAAAGGCCUUCUUCUCGUUCGGUGGCGCGCGCACAGCCAUCACAACUGUGAUCGUGGGUGCCAGUAGUAAAGAUACUUUGGCUGAUGGACAGUGGCACAAGGUUACAGCCACGCGUAACGGACGCGUCAUGUCAUUGAGCGUCGCCAAGUGUUCGGAGAACGGUGAUGUUUGUGAGGAGUGCCGCCCCGGUGAUGUCAGCUGUUAUGCGCAGGAUGUAGGACCCAUAGGUACUUUGAAUUUCAACAAGCAGCCACUGCUUAUUGGUGGCCUGGCUUCCGCAGACCCAGUGUUGGAGCGUCCGGGUCAAAUACACACAGACGAUCUGGUUGGUUGCGUACACAGCGUGUCGGUCAAUGGACGUGCGUUGAAUAUGAGCAGUCCCUUGAAGCAGCGUGAUGUAUUACCGACUUGCAACCGCAAAAAUAAUGGUGGGCCAUGUCAGCAGAGUUUGCCCCACGAUCCGGCGCUGUCACUUUGCGGUGACUUUGGCACAUGCAUGGAUCGCUGGCAUACGGCUAUGUGCCAAUGUGGCGCCAGUCUACUGUCGCCAGAUUGCUACAGCUCCUUGGAGCCCAUUACUGUGAUGAACGGCGCUUUUGUGGAGUUUAAAAUAUCUGAAAAGCAUCGACGCAUGCAAUUACUGGACAGUUUGUACGCCGCCACCAAUUUAUGGUCGUAUGAUAUUGCGCGUCGCAGACGCUUUACCGUUAAUAGUGAUAACUUUACCGCGCUUGCGCAAAUUGUGGACCUACCGAAGAUCGUAAGUCUGCUUUUUCGAACCUACAAAGAAGAUGGCUUGCUGCUCUUUGCGGCCACGAACAAACAAUAUACCGCAAUAGAAUUGCAAAGCGGCAAGUUAGUGUACUACUCCAAACAAAACACUGCAGUGAAUAUGACAAUUCGGCAGCCGGAAAACUUGAAUGAUGGCAGAUGGCAUAACCUCACACUUUUAACAUCGAACCGUGUGCUACGCUUGUUGAUAGAUGGCAGCAAAGUAGGCGAGGAGCUUGAUUCGGCUGGUGUGCACGACUUCCUCGAUCCAUACUUAACCGUGCUCUCCAUAGCAGGUGUACGGCGCGAACAUUAUCCGCAGCAGGAAAAUAUGCCAAUUAGCUAUGAAGGCUGCAUUGCGAACUUCACUAUCAACAACGAAGUGCAACCCUUCAAUGGUUCGGGCAGCGUCUUCAACGAGGUGUUGACGCGCGGAAAAGUAUUACAUGGCUGCAUAGGUGACUUGGGUAUAGGCGCGGCACAAGCUUCCGACCCCGUUAGCAUAGGCAUCACGUUGGUGAUUGUCUUCUUCGUCAUACUGGUUGUGGCCAUUUCGGGUUCUUAUGUCAUUUAUCGGUUUCGUGGUAAGCAGGAAAAGAUCGGCAGUUUGAGUUGCGGCGUUCCUGGCUUCAAAUUAAAACACAGCGGAGGCGCAGCAGUUUCACAAAACCAGACAGAUCAUGUUUUGUCGCGUGGCAGGGGAGUACACGCCGGCGAUGGUGCAGUAAGCUAUCACGUUGACAGCGGAGAUUUAAUACGCGGUGUUGGCGGCCAUCAUAUGGUCGGUCCCGAAUUGAUUUCAAAAAAGUUUAAAGAGCGCGAAAUAAACUCCAACGACCAUCAGCAACAGCGACCACAACGGCCAGAUAUAAUCGAGCGUGAGGUGGUUAGCAAAAGUCCACCCCUCCGUGACGAACAUCAUCCACCUAUACCGCCACCCAGCCAGGCGCAUCAUCCACAUGACCACACAAACUCUGUUGACUUGGGUUCGGAAUAUCCAGAGCAUUACGAUCUGGAGAACGCCAGCUCAAUCGCUCCCUCGGACAUAGACAUCGUGUAUCACUACAAGGGUUACCGUGAGGCGGGUGGCGUACGCAAGUACAAAGCCACACCAGCGCCAGUCGCCUCCUACACGCACCACAAGCACCAAGCCACAGCUGCCCAGCAGCAGCAUAGGCAUUCACCACGUCACGGCGUCGGUGUUGGCGGACCAUUUGUGCCACGUGUGCCGCCUCAAGCUAGUCAACCACCGCCACCUUCGAGCACACCACGCCCACACCAAAGUACGCCAUUGGCGCGUCUUUCGCCCAGUUCUGAAUUGAGUUCACAGCAGCCACGCAUACUAACACUGCACGACAUUUCAGGCAAGCCACUGCAGAGCGCGUUGCUCGCCACCACCUCAAGUUCUGGGGGCGUCGGCAAGGAUGCCUUGCAUAGCAAUAGCGAGCGUAGCCUUAAUAGCCCAGUAAUGUCACAAUUAUCUGGACAAAGCUCGAGCGCGAGUCGACAGAAGCCCGGCGUAUCGGCGCAAUCGCCCGCGCAAGCGCCCAUCGGCCUAACCGCCGAAGAAAUUGAGCGUCUAAAUGUGCGACCGCGCACAUCCAGUCUAGUAUCAACGCUGGAUGCGGUGUCCUCCAGCAGCGAAGCGCCGCGCGUACCCGGUGGCGCACAUCAUCUCGCGCUCGGCGGUGGGCUGCACAAUGCUGAUGUGGAUGCGCACAGCUCCAGCUCAACCGAUGAAAGUGGCAAUGAUAGUUUCACUUGUUCGGAAAUCGAAUAUGAUAAUAACAGCUUAAAUGGUGAUGCAAAAUAUCCGUCAAGUAAGGCGGUGCCUGAUGAUCGACCAGAUCGUAGCGCUGUAGCGCGCGCCAUGAGCGGCGAUGGCGUGGGUCCGAGCAUGGGUAAGGUACCACCAAUGCCACCACACUCGUACGAUGGCUUCGAUUCGUCCUUUCGUGGCUCACUCAGCACUCUAGUCGCCAGCGAUGAUGAUCUAUCAACGCGUAUGGGCGGUAUUUAUAGGCAAAUAAAUGGUCCCGGUUCACCGUCGCAGCCAAGUUUGGGUUGGAAUUAUCUGCUUAACUGGGGACCGAACUUCGAGAGCCUCAUGGGUGUGAUUAAGGAUAUUACCGAACUGCCAGAUGCGGUCGGCGAACAACAACAGCUACAGUCAACGUUAUGUAUGCAGGGAAAUACGCAAAAGAACUCCGAGGAGUAUGUGUAGUUGCUCGAAGGUGCUGAUGUUGCGUAGCUGCUCGGUGGAGAAGAGAAAGAGAGUGAGAGAGAGUGUGUGUGUGUGUGAGAUGGAGAGCGUAAGUGAGUUGGAAGGAUAAGUAAAGGUCAGAGAGGAAAAAAGAGCUAAAUACGUGAUUUAGUAUAUUCAUGUAACUGUAGUUUUUCGUUUAGUUUAGGUUAGUUUAUUUAGCAGCAAACUAAUUGGCAUUAACAUUUCUGCUAUUUACUCGGACUUUCAAGAGCAAACUUAAGCAUUUUUGAUUGAAUCUGACUGAAUAACUUGACUGUGUCCUUGGGACUCAAAAUAUUAUUGAAACAAUGAUAAAAAUAUUAGCGUUUGAACACAGUCUUCCAAUACGCAAGCAGGAAUUGAAAAAAAAAUUCAAAAUAUAAAUUUUUUGUUUUCUUUUUCUAGCAUCAAACCAGGUCUUUAACAUUAAAACCUGUGUAAAUUGUUCACUCUGUACUCCUACUGCCAAAUAUUUGUGAAAAUUCUAUUGUAAACUUAAUAAUACAAUGCCUCAAUAUAUUUGUAAUUAGUUUAAGUAUUCCAUUCCGCAGAACUUUUAGUUUAGACUUAGCGUAGAUAGUCUAAGGAAUACAUAUAACAAAUUUUGUGCUAAGACCAAUUGUGUUGUAUCGCCUUGUAUCAAGGUCUGUGUCCUAACUCUGGUAGCAAUAACAGUUGUAUAAGAUUUGAAAAUAAUUAUAAACUUCACAUUUUAAAAUUAAAUAGUUAAAUAAUUAAUUAUGUUAGUAAUUAGUUUAAAAUUGUUAGUGUUUAGAAUUUGGGUUAAGCAUAAAUUUUGUGUGUGCUAUAUUAAAAAUAAUUUCAAAUAUCGUAAUGCAUUUAAAAAACGACUUCGUCUCCAAUGUAUUAAACUAAAACUUGUAUUAACUAGAAAUCUUGCCAUAAGAUUUGCGCAUAAUAAUUUAUAAAUCAAACUACUAUGAACCAACUACUUAAAAUAAUAUUAGAAGUUGAAAUGAACAAAGAGCGAAUUAGAAAUUAUUAUAAAUUAUAACAAAUGAUAACCUAACUAGUUCUAACAUGGUAAAAGCAAUCUUCCAAAAAGCUUUAAAUCAAAAAAUCUUUAUGUAUAAAAAUUUUACGAAUCUAUAUAUAAAAAAAAAAAACAUAACUUUAUAACUAUAUGAUAGCACAAAUUACGACUUUUCUACAAAGCUUUUUAGUACAUCUUAUUUGGUUUUUGUUAAAUAAUUUAGUCCGUUUGUUAACUGAAAAUGUAUGAUUAUAUUUGAAUCCAACCUAUCCUAUAUAUUUUCAAACAAAAGUUUAUUUUUCCGCUACUUGUAAGUAUUUAAGUAAAUUUUUACAAGCAAAUUUUAGUGAACAAAUAAAAGUUAAAUAUCCAAUUAAAAAUAAAACCAUUUUUUUUAUUUAUAUGAAAGCGACAUCGAUAUGCGCGCAGU
Rhagoletis pomonella (apple maggot) is the source of this 19518-nucleotide messenger RNA. RefSeq names its product cadherin-related tumor suppressor (gene ft). The coding region runs from base 1607 to 18073 and encodes 5488 amino acids. Gene Ontology annotation, biological process: homophilic cell-cell adhesion. Gene Ontology annotation, molecular function: calcium ion binding. The record is from RefSeq and is a predicted model, not a curated record. Gene Ontology annotation, cellular component: cell-cell junction; plasma membrane. Lineage: Eukaryota; Metazoa; Arthropoda; Insecta; Diptera; Tephritidae. The transcript is spliced from 10 exons.